AUGGGACGACCCACAGACUCCACUCCCUCCGCCUCUUCCCCCUCUCUCGCCCAAACCCCCUUAACCGCAUCCGACCGCACCGCAUCUCCUUCUGCACCUGAAAUCCCUUCCAAGUCGGCUCAAGACUCCCGCGAGCCAGAUGCUACAUCCGGUUCCUUGGAAGGGCCCGAGGCGGCAUUUUCUUCUCUAAUUGCCGAGGCGGAGAGUCAAGCUACAGGAGGGAGAGGCGGGGGCGGAGGGGGAGAGGCGGAGAGUGAUGAGGAGAGGGCGAGGAGGGCCCUGGAGUGUCCGUGUUUGGACAAGCUGAGGGACGGCGCGUGCUGGGAGCAAUUUGCAGAGAGCUUCCGGUGUUACUACGUCAGCAAGGAGGAGGAUCAGGGUUCGGACUGUGUCUCGCAAUUCUCCGCGCUGCAGACGUGCAUCUCGGCCAACGCCUCUCACUUCCAGCAAUACCUGGUGGAGAAGGGGGAGGCUGACCUGCUGAAUGCACCUGCAGAUGCGGACGGAAAACCCUAG
Messenger RNA from Closterium sp. NIES-65, 516 nucleotides. NCBI's taxonomy places the organism in Eukaryota, Viridiplantae, Streptophyta, Zygnematophyceae, Desmidiales, Closteriaceae. The record is from the annotation of a GenBank genome assembly.